AUACUGUCAAGUUCAAAUUUCAAACACUUUUAAAAUAAAAUUAAAAAAUAUUUUUAACAUUAGAUAUUAAGAACAUCUGGUAAAGUCAAAUUAUAAUUUUCAUUUCUUGUUUCAUGAUGAAUAUAGAGUGAAAGAAAAAUGAUGCCAAAAAAAUCCAACGUUGGAUAUGAUUCUGGGAUGAAGAUUUUCGGAGUAUUACUGCAGAUAAUGGAAACAACCUCUUCUAACUCAUGGGUUCGGAAUGAGUUCUUGUUUGUGCACCAUACUUUGAGUAAUUAGUACUUUUGGAGUUUAGAAUAUUGCCAGUUUCUAAAUUAUGCCGAAGAAUAAAGGAAAGGGAGGUAAGAAUCGUAGGAGAGGAAAGAAUGAAAAUGAGACAGAAAAAAGAGAGUUAGUCUUCAAAGAAGACGGGCAAGAAUAUGCCCAAGUCACCAAGAUGCUUGGCAAUGGCCGACUUGAAGCAAUGUGCUUUGAUGGUGUAAAAAGGUUGUGUCAUAUUCGUGGAAAGCUAAGAAAAAAGGUGUGGAUCAAUCAAGGUGAUAUCAUUUUAAUAGGAUUGCGAGAUUACCAAGACACAAAAGCCGAUGUAAUUCAAAAAUAUACACCUGAUGAAGCUAGAAACCUUAAGACCUAUGGAGAAUUUCCUGAAACAGUUCGUAUUAACGACACUGUUACGUUCUUGGAAGAAGGUUUCGAUGAAGAUAUCGAGUUCGGCUACGAAGUUAGUGAUGAAGGAGAGGAUAAUACUGUAGAUAAUAUAUGAUACUCCGACAUCACGAGUCUAAACAUUUUCCUCAAGUUUACAUCUCGAACUCCAUAAAACCCUUCCUGAAAUAUAUUUAAUGUUGAAAUAUUAGUUUUUGACAUUACUCAUCAUAUAAUAAUGAGAUUCACAAAUUCUUUCUUUUUUUUUUAAUUCUGUUAAAAUUACUGUAAAAUUUAUAUAAAAAAAUUGUUUUAGUUAUUAAUACAAUUAUGAAAGGAAUAAAUACUUGAGAAGAAAUUGUUGUGUGGAGUGAUUUCUUUUUUUUUUUUUUUAAUGAAUUUUUUCUUCGAAUUAGUUCCAUUUUAUAUUUUAUCCCGCAUAAUAUUUAUUUUUUUAUUGAUUGUAUAUUAGAUUAUAUUGUAAUAAGUUUUUUGCUUGUUUCUUUAUAUUGUAUAAAUUGUGUUUAUUACUAUUUUGAUUAUAUGUUAACCAUUAGCAUUUGAACUUAUGUGAUUCAUAGUUUAUUGUACCAUUUAUUUAUUUCAUUUUAUUAUGAUUAACUAAAACAAUUCUUGUGUAUAAUGGCCAGUAUUAUUAAGGAAACAAAUCUUAUUAUGAUCGUCAAGUGUUCAUAUUAAAUAUUUGUUUAUAAGCUAUAUAAACAUUUUUCAUAAAAAAGAGAACAUUUAUCAUAGGGAUUUGUGUUAGGGAGGGUUAGCUAUAACUAAUUUAUUCCCGACCCUUUUCAAAAUCUAUUAGUAUGUUAAGAAUUAGUGUAUUCUAUUUAUUAUUAGGGCCAUUAUCGUCAAGUACUAAGUACUAAUAGUUUAAUGGCUAUGAAUCUUUUAGCAGGUUGCCAAAUGUAAGUGUGUUUGUUUGCGAACAUCCAUAACUUCAUUUUUGCGUUCGUUGGUGCAUGAUUUAUUUUUCAGUAGUCCUUAAUUUGUAAAAUUUAAACGACAUUCAGAUGAGAAAUAUCAAUAAUGAUUUUUCUUCAUAAUACUGGCCAUCUAUAAAAAUAUUUGGUUAUUUGUAUCGUCACGCAUAAAUUUCAUUAAAAAUUAGGGGUUUUGUUGUUAUUAACUUUUAUAUUGUUUUAUUUCUUUUAAGCAGAACACGAUGAGGGAUCUGUUCAUUUUUAGGGCCUUUUGAAUAUUUAAUGGAUGUUUUUUGAGCAGUUGAACAAAUAUAAGGAUUUCGAUAAAAACAUGUUAGUGGUAUUUACUGAUUCUUUAUUUUCAUUUCAUAUCAUGAUAUUUCUACGCAAGAUAUUCUUUUCAGAAUAUUAAAUAAUAUUACCAAAGAAAUGAUACUUUGUAAAAUUGUUGUCUUUAACUCGAUAAAGUUGUUUUG
Messenger RNA from Nezara viridula (southern green stink bug), 2059 nucleotides. The record is from the annotation of a GenBank genome assembly. NCBI's taxonomy places the organism in Eukaryota, Metazoa, Arthropoda, Insecta, Hemiptera, Pentatomidae.